Messenger RNA from Pocillopora meandrina, 24829 nucleotides. The record is from the annotation of a GenBank genome assembly. Lineage: Eukaryota; Metazoa; Cnidaria; Anthozoa; Scleractinia; Pocilloporidae.
AUGAAAGUACAGAUACAUGCUACAGAAAGCGGCAAUGAAGGUACACCUAACGCUGUAAAGAAAUGUUUCAUUGAUAGCAGUUAUGUGAUUAUUAAUGGAUGAUAUCUAACCAGUUGUAUUUGGCCGUCCCGGUAAAAUUUACCUGCCUCCCCUAUAUAUUUUUAAGACUUGUUGUUUUUUUUAACUUGAUUUGACAAAAUAGCUUACAUGGGGGGUCACGGGCACCCCAGGACCCCCACCCUAGUUACACCCUUGCAAAUUUCCCUGUCGGUUCACCAGAACUCAUGUAUACUCCAAGGUGGAGAGAACCCUAGCGAGAGCAGAGUGCCUUGCACAAGAACACGACAUGAGGACCUAUCUAUGGUUUACAUCCAGACAUACUUAUUGCUACCGUUGUUUCCCGAUUUCUAGCUGUCUUAAAGAGACUCACAGCGUCGUCUGAGAGGUGCAUGUCACCAGCUUACUUCGCUCGACUUCACCUCACUGGGAGGUGCUUUUCUGCUUGGUGCUCUUCGCCUCGUUCCUCGGACCCUUAUCCGUGGCUGCGCGUGAACUUGAGUAGCCCGCAGUAUAUUCUCUUUGUUGCUACGCAAGGUUCCGACAAAGAACAGGACAAGUAUCAUGUGUCGUCUUACUAUCUCAGUUAUCUUAAUGAGGACGAUGGAAAAGCGACAAACUACACAGAAAAUGGGAACUUAAAGGUAGAAAAGUUGAAAUCCAGAAGCUUAGGGGGUUGUAUUAUAGGCUGUUUAUCAAAAAGGGUCGUGAACAAUUGUAAUGUAGAAAAUGGUAUGCGUACAAUCUCAAGUUCCACUGCACUCAAGUUAAGGUGCGUAAUAUUUUGGGAAUAGCUAGGAUAAAGACUGAAAAAAAACAAGGCAUUUGACCGGAUCUCCUUCCUUAUCCCAGGCCCUCCCGUUCUUUAGUCUCAUUUGCAUCCUUUGUUUGCUCCUGUCACGCAACGCGUUCUGUCUCUACAGCGUUGCGUGACAAGACCCAACACGAGUUACCAAUAGAGGUCCUCCUUUUACUGCCUGAGUAAGAAAAGAGACAACCAAUUCUUAGAGAGUUUACUGUUACUCUGUUUUAUGUCUUAAUCACAUUUUUUUCAGAUCUUCGAAGGGAACUGGGAUGGAUCAACUGUUGUUAAAAACGCAAUUUUUAAUCCAUUCACCACCCAAUCCUUGACGUUCCAUAUUGUUGGCUCGAGAUCAAAUGAAUGUUGCCUAAGAGUUGAAAUUUACGGUCCAAGUAAGCUAUCACUUAUCAAAUGCCAUAUUGAAGAAAACUGACGCUUUUUUAUGCGCGUUAUUUCGGUGCAGUUGGAUUUUAUGGAUUUGUAAGGUUUUAAUUUAGAACAGCAUGUGACGAUGGAGUCCAAUUUGACGAUUUUUAAAACUUGGCCUAGAUUUAAAACUUGAGCUUGUUUCCGAGCCAAAUUUGUUCAGGUUACUCAAAUCCUGCUUUACUGUGAAGCACUAUGUAAAAGAGUGUCGUACAGAGGUCAGUUGAAAAAAAGGGGCACAGUCAGCCAAUCAGCCGGUCGAAAGUGAAAGAAAACCCACGUGACCUAUCUCAAAGCAAAUUGCACCUAGUUUUAAAGUCAUGUUUAAUAAAGGGGUACAAUCAAUCGAUUGAUCGGUCGUUUUGGAACUUAUUCUAUUAUUAAAUAGAAGCUUUUGGUUAGAGUCAUUACCUAGUUUAUGUCGUGUCUCCUUACACUUGGUAGAAUGUAAACAACCUCUUGGAAUGGAAAAUGGCGCCAUAUCUGAUGCACAGAUUACUGGCUCGUCCUGGGUGACUCCUUAUGAGGCUUAUAAGCCCAGCCGAGCACGACUUAAUAUACGACACAGUAAAGAGCCCUACAUGGCUGGGGGUUGGGUGGCUUCCCCGCAAGAUGCUGAUCCAUGGUUGCAGGUCCAUCUCGGUAAUGAAACUUUUAAAGUCACUCGGGUGGCCACGCAAGGGAGACAUUCUUAUAACGAGUGGGUAAAGAACUACAAACUACAGUACAGUCAGGAUGGUGUGAACUUCAACUACUACAAGGCACGAGGACAAACAAAUGACAAGGUAAUGUAGCCGAAAUUGAAAUAGAACAUUCCAUGUGUAUUACAUGUGUGUAAGUAUAGAGGAAACACGAGGAAGAGCGAUUGAGUAUGACAUUUUAGUUCUCCUGUCUAUCUGCGAUGGCAAAAGAGUUUUAGUAAGCCAUAAUUGCACAAGAUCUCUUGAAGCACCUCUCCCCCCAUCCCUGAUCUCCCGUGCGGCAUGUUCAAACCGAUCGUACAGGAAAAAUCUAACUUGCCGAGUUUCAAAAGGAAGACCUUGAAAACCUAGAAACAAAGAUCAUGACAUUUUAUUCUAUUAUUCCAGGUUUUUAAAGGAAAAGAAGACAGCGACAUUGUUGCUUACAGUGACCUCGAUCCUCCAAUCAGAGCGCGUUUUAUCCGAUUUAGACCGACAGCUUGGCAUGGCUAUGCAACAAUGAGGGUGGAACUCUUUGGUUGUCCAUCAGGUAACAGAAAUAAUUGAAUCCUGACUACAGCUACAAUAUUACAGCAGCGCGUCGUUACUUUAUUGUACGAAGGGGCCAUUCUUUGAUGUUCAACAAAGCUAGGAAUCUAUGGAUUUGCUAAAUCCUAUUUCUCCGUCGUGUGUUAGACAGCCCAGACGUUGUUCUGAUCUAUGCUUUAGGGCAUUGAGACAAUGUCGGAGAAAACUAAAAAAAUUGCUCUUAAAACUGCUGUUAGAAAACAGUUUAGAUAAAAUGACCACUUAUGUUAAUCUCGCGUCAAGUCGAUCUUUUGGAAUUCCUUCGGUCGAUUGAUAACGAUUUAUUCCAGUAGAAGACAGCCUUUUCUUCCAAAAUGAUUUUCACGGAAUCUAUGAACACGUAGAUGUUGAAUUGGGGUAACAAAAUGGUGGUUUCUUAAAGAAGGUAACUUUUCUAUAGUCAACUUUACUUUAUUGUGUUAGAAAGCUGCAACUUCUCUCGUUUGUCAGAUUUAGAACGGUGACAAGUCACGGCAAGUUGACUUGAACGAGGUGUAAGGAUUCAACGGGAACUGAGUCUGUGCCUCUCUAAGGGGACUCAGCUAUGAUUCGCCAAAGGGGGAGGGGAGAGCCACUCACGACGGUGAAUUAUAUUUCCCGCCCCUCAAGUGAAGUGGCUUAGAUUGCUACUCCACCAUGUUUGUUAGCAAUUGAAUGAUUAGCACUGGAAACACCGAUGCUGUGAAGAUUAUUCGCACACAAAGAAGGGCGCUGUUAUGGACACCCCGCCCCCCAGAAUCUUCCCUUUGGAUCCGUGGAUGUUUACUUAGGUCAUUUUGUCUCAGUUUGCAGCCCUAAACCUCUUGGGAUGGAAAACGGUGCAAUCUUUGAUAGUCAGUUAACUGCGUCGUCUUGGACCGUUAACGCCAAGGAUGCGCGACUUAACUAUCCCCGAGGUGGCGCCUGGGUACCAAAUCUUGGCCCAGGUCAAUGGCUACAGAUAGAUUUGCUUGACUACCACACAAGUGUAACCUCGGUGGCAACACAAGGAAUAUCUCUGGGGUACAGAAACCAGUGGGUGACGACUUACAAGCUGCAAUUUAAUAACUUAGACCACUCCUUCAAAUACUUUAAAGAAGAAGGGAAAAAUGAGGAUAAGGUAAAAUAUCGCGCGGAUAAUCUCGUACGCAGAUCCUACCGCGUAACUGUUACUGAAAUAUAGGUCACUCGACCGGGGAAGGUCUAGACUCGACACUAGCGCGCGGAUCUAAAUAAAAAACUUGAAAACAAGCAUACAGUAGUAACUCUAUGGUGAGACAAAUGUAUGAACUUCCAUAUCUAACGUGUUGUUAUCCUUUAUUUGGUUUAGAUUUUUGCUGGUAACACAGACGGAAAGUCUACUGUAUCACAUGAUCUAAACCCACCAAUAACAGCACGCUAUAUCCGUUUUCUACCGAUAACGUACCACGGAUGGAUAGCUAUGAGGGUAGAGCUGUAUCACGGCUGUGGACAAGGUAUGACCGUUUUCAAUCCUAACGGCUUUUGAAUUUCAUCAGGUCUGUAUAGAACGUUUAUAUGAAGCCUUGUGGGAGGCCCAAGAGGAGACCCGAAAGCCCCAAAUAAAAAAAAUCCAAGUCAAGACCCAGUGGGGUAAUUUCUGUUAAAUUAAAUUGAAUUAAUUUUAAGUUGAAGCUAAAGGUGCACUAACAACAUAGGAUUCAAACCGAAAAGGUGGGGAUUGUAGGGGUGGGGUAGGUGGGGCUUUACAUGCAAAGAUUAUACCAACAUUUUAAUGUCAGACUGGGGUUUGGGACCAUAGAAUGUAGGGAAGUAUUUUAUGAAAGUUAUCUAUCUAACGUAGCAUUGACGUUCUUCCACAGCUAACGAAGCGCAAGAUGAUACAAUCAUUUCGUGGCGAGAUACGAAUUCCAUCAGUGAAGACAAAGCGUUCGAGUUUAAACAAGUGAAUGAUCUGUUUGGACCCCUUUACCAGCUGUCCGUAACAUCUGAAAAUGAAACUUAUUCUCUGAACAUUCCAACAGUCCCCACAACCUGGCAUCACGUGACAUUCACGUGGAGCAAGGCGUGGGGAUUAAAAUACUAUCAAGAUGGCGCUCUUGUCGCAGAGACAGGGAGGUCAGAGAAAGGCAUAUCUGUAACAGAAGAGGGAACGAACGGAUUGUUUAUCAUUGGAAAGAGGGUUCUGACCAGUAUAGUAAGCUCUGCAGAUAAUUUUCAAGUUCAAGGACUGACUGUGUGGCCUCGCCUUGUCUCUCAAGCACAACUGGAACGGGAGUUGGAAACUGGUAAUUCCCUGAUGUUAGAAGCAAAUAAUCUAUUUUUUUUUGGUUGAUAGACAGUGCAGAGAAUUGUUUUUUUGUUCUAUGGAAUAAAAGUUCGAAGACUUUUCGAGCAAAAGAGUCAGGACCCUCUGUUUAACGUACAACUAUAGAACUGACGCUUUUUCUGUUGAUGUAGUUAGGAUAUAAAUUCACGCCAAAAUUUCCAAAUCAGUCAAAUUGUGCUAAAUGAUUGAAAAACGCUAUUUUUGUCGCAUUGAGUUUUAAUCCUUUGGAGGAUGAGGACAUCAUCCUUUUUCAAUCCCACAAAUACCUUUUUUCCUUUGUAGUUACCUGUCACAUUAUGGAUCAGUGUCUAAAGCAAACUUAUAACGACGAUUUUGAUUGGUCAUUCGGAAUAAACUGUACGAAAACUCCCGGCACAGGUCCAUGCAGUGAUCACGUGCUCAGCAGUGAAGGUAUGUGUUCAAUUUCUUUAUCGUACAAAUCGUAAAAAGGUUCUUUUUCUGAUCUUUCUGUUGUUAACUGGGUGCACACAGCGAUUUUGACGUACAAAUCGUGUAAAAUUGAGCACCAUGAGCGCCUGGGGGUGGAACGCAGGAUUUUGAUUCGCGACCAAUUUGCUUGAAACCCGUACACCCAUCUUCAAGUUCUAACAUUGGUUGAAGAAAUAUAUGCGAAACACGGACUUUACACCGGAAAUGAUUUAGGUGGCUGCUGAAUGGUUGUUAGGAAAUCAUUCUCAUAAUAAAAAUUUGUAACUUUUAAGAAUGUCUAACCGUUGACUGAUACCCUGUUUGUGCUUUUCAGUUCGGCGUUCAUUCAGUAACGCAGCUUUCAAAAGAAAAACAGAGCAAUAUGACAGAGCCAACUCUUCUCGGAUGGUGGUUGAUGGUGACUUUAACUCGUGGAGUGAACUGGAGCGUGUCCAAAAGACAUGGUGGAAAGUAGACCUUGGGCGUGAGGGCCUAGUGACUGGCGUGCGAUUCGUACUCAAGCUUGUAAGCAAUGGAAGCAACAUAGAGUCAAGUCUUAAUGUUAUAAUUGUGAGAGAGACUGGAAAGAUUAAGGAGUCUUUGUGCGCAACCUUUAACAAAGGCGAUAUCGUUGAAAACGAGGUUGCUUACAAGGUGUCUUCUUGUGGUACGCCGUUACUAGGGAGAUUUGUUAGGGUGGAGAUGACGAUGGAAGGUCACGUGAAAUGCAGCAGGAACCCAACGUGUCCAUCUCCAGUAAUGAAUCUGUAUGAGGUGGAAGUCAUGAUGGGUAAGGAUAUAGGCUCAUUUAGGGAAAUAUUCUUUCAAUUGUACGUCCUGUGUCGACCAAACAACGUUCAUUUUUCAUCUUUCGCCCUUGAGGUGGCUCAAAAUGGUUUCCUUAGUUUUUUUUCUCCAUCAUUUCUUUGAUGGAUCGUGUUUUCAAAAGGUUUCUGGUUUGUUUCUUGAAAAUGCCAUAAAAAAUUGUUCAAAUAUUUCUGAGCAAGUUGUAAUCGUUUUUCGCUAAAUAAAGUUAUCACAGCAACAUUAAAGCGCCAUAUAAUUACCUUGUGCAAUUUCAAUGAUCCCCGUUUUUGUCACUGAAUUGGAAUCACCUUAUCAGCAUUUAUCUGUCUGAAUUUUUUUAUCGACAUUUUAAGAUCAGUACUACCUUGCUCUUUUGUUGAUACAAGGGUAAAAGUAAUUAGGAACGUUGCUUGAACUUUAUUACGGUUAUCUUUUAUUUUUCCAACAGUACAAUCUACUGGUUUCAUUUACAUAAACACUACAUCUCCUCGCGUUAAAGGAGAAAAGGCUCGAAUGAUGACUCGGUACAUUUUACCCAGAUACAACUGUCUGUCAUUCUCGUACCAUAUGUAUGGAAGUCACAUAGGAAGGUUGAAUGUAUAUUUCAAGAGUUACAAGAGUUCUGAGAUUCUUUUGUGGAGACUACAUAAAGCGCAGUCCAAUAACUGGCAUCAUGGAGAAAUCUUCAUUCAAACCAACGACACCUUUCAGGUUUGGCUCUUCAGUUGAAAAUUAUUUUCAUACGCAAAGUUUAAACGGGAUUUACUUAUGUAUAUAAUGAUGGCUUUAAGAAAACCGUAUCAUUUAGCAGCUUCAGAGACAUCUAUUAAUGCGAUACAGGACCGUAAUAUGCAUGGAUAGGCACGGUUGUCUGAUAAUUGGUGCACUGAACCACGGUAGGAUCAACAGACCUGGGUUCGAACCUUGAUCAUGUCUUGCAUCGUGACAUUGUGUAUCCCGCAUGAUCCUCCUUCCGUUUCGUAGACUGAAUUUCGCUUAUUAGGGCUUUUUAAUUUUCUCUAUUAGAUAAUAUUUGAAGGAAUUGUUGGGAAUGGAAAUGAAGGCGACUUGGCCAUCGAUAAUGUGAUGUUCACAACAAAUAGCAACUGUUCAAUCACACCUCAUGACGCUAAUCCGUCACUGAUGCAAGGUAAGUACUGAAGUGAUUAAGUCAGAAUCAAGACCACAAAGUUUAGCUGCACAAGUGGUAUAAAUUCCGUAACAAGGCUACCUUUUCUUAAAGAAUGUAACCUAAGAAAUUUUUUUCUUAUUUGUCUCUGGUUUUCCUUUUUUUCCACAAUGAUUGGACCCGCCGUUUGAAACGAGCAAACUUAAAAUUAUUCUCCCAGGUUUCAGAUCUGAUAUCAUCGGCCACAUCCCAGCAUACCAAGCGCGCCUCGAGAGCUGGUUAACGUCUGUUAAUUUUCAUGGAAAGCUCUGGAAGCCUUGCUACAGCGCUGCCAAAGAUGGAUGGGACAGUAGUAUUUUCCACGAGAAGUGCGAUGGAAAAGGAGCCACUUUGACAAUUGCCAGAUUUAACAAUACCAUAUUUGGAGGAUUUACAGACCACAGCUGGGGAAGUAUGUUGUUAGAGUGAAAUAGUCAUUCAUGGCAGAAUUCAUAAGAGGAUGAGAUAAGGGGGGGGAGAGGGUGGAGAAGGGGCAUAAAAGACUGUAAAAACCGCUUUUCCUUACGCUCAAAGGGAUGUUUUGGCGGGAAUUAUUUUCUACAGUAAACGGUUUAAAACCCUGGGUAACAUUAAUAUGAUCGUGUGGUCUGAUCGUGUGGGUGAGGGUAGUCCUGUGAAGGACUGUUGUCGGUAGCAGUAACUGUUAUGUCGACAUCCUAAGUGGAAGACAUCAUCAGAGUCAGGAGAAGAGGACAUGCCAGUUGAGAGGUAGAAGUCCAUUUCGUGUAAACUGAUUGGUCGGUUUCGAACGUGAUGUUAUUGGCUCAAAUGUUGUAAGUUGUUCAUGAUUGGUCAGUUUCGAUUCGUCGGUCGUAUUUCGGUUCGGUUCGUUUUUUCUCGUGAUCUCACAGAAUUACGUCUUACAAGUAACCACAAGUGACCACAAGUUUUGACUAGGAGGUGGGGCGAGAUAAAGCUAUAAUGUUAUUCUGGAUUGUUAUGUGACCUCAUGCUGACAUACACAUUUUCUUUUCUUUUCAGGCUAUCCCGAAGGCUACCGUAUCAGCACACAAUCAUUUCUAUUUCGUUUCGACAAAAAGAUAGGCCAACCAUUCGAGAACCAAGUUCUGGGGAUAAAACAGGUACAUAAAUUAAUUCAGUGGAGAAAGGACAGAGGACCCGUAUUUGGAGUGGAAGAGCUGGUCAUUACAUCGAACAUGAAACAAGCUACAACCAGUAACUUGACAAAUUACACUCAUCCAUCAGGUUCAGAUAAAAAUGGCUCAUCGACUGAAUACUUACUGGGGGAAAGAUUCGUUUCUCUUCACGCUGUAGAAGUUUUAGCCAUAGGAGGUAAUCCUAGUGUCACUUGUCUACCUUAUCGUAUCAAAUUGGAAGGAAAAUGAAAUAACUACACGAUCAAAACUUAAACUUGUUUGUGGAAGUGACCAUUGAGAAUAACAAACCGUGCAGUAGUUGUGAUUGGUUGAUUCAGCUCCGGUUCGAAUUGCGCAUGCUUGCAGACAAGUCGUCAGUUUGGAAGGUUCGCUUCCAGACUAAAGCAGAGAAAAACCGUUUUAACUAAGCAAAAAUCGCCUUUGCUAAGAUAAAUUUAAGGCAGAAAUGGCUAAUUAUAAUUCAACAUGGAAUGAGAUAAAGAGGAUAUGAUCUCCUUACUCAUGUUAACUCUUAUGUUGCUACCUUCCGUAAAAUAAAGCCAUGGAGUUUUCAUUUUCGUGUCAAAAUUUUUCACGCCCAUCGAUUAGCGUUUUCACGGAUUUUUCCCAUUUCUUACCAUGAUCGUUCGAAUUUGCCCCUUUAUCGUAGUUUCCUUAGAUUUCACUUUACUCCUAAGCCGUAAUUUAUGUCCUUCAGUUUUUCCCGACACAAAAAUGUCGUUGUGUAUAAUGACGGCCAUUUUUAAUACUUCCUUGCAGAUACACUGUGUCAGAGUCAAUGUCCAUUGUACCAGUGCUGUGAUGAAGUCAUGGGUUGGUGCAAGUGGGAUUCCGCUCUGAAAGAAGCUCGCUUUUGUGGUAUUGGUAAGAUGCCUUUCUCUCUUUAUCACAAGGUCCGAGUAAUACCUAUAUUCUCCUCAAAAUGUUAUCAUAUAGUCUCUUGCUGAUGUACUAAAAAGAUAAGAAAUAAUUUUUUAUGAGUAACGUAAAAAAGGCAGUCUGAGACUGCCUAAGGCUUCAUUGAAAAGAACCAGAGGUUGUAUAGUGAAGCUAGCGGGUGGUUUUGCAGGAGUUUUGUAUUUAUAUGCAAAACAGAAAACUUACGGCAUCCACAUAUUUAUGAGAACCGUUUCCCACAAGAGAAAGUUGAUUCAGGAAUAUAGCAACCAAUUAUUAAAUAGUAUCAAAUUAUCAUACUGACAAUAGUCAUUAUGAUAAUAAUAGUAACAGUAACCUAAAGGGGCUCGCUUUAAAGCCUCGCGGUUUUCCCAUCCUCUGGGCCCCAAAUAAUGAUUAAACUAUUCUUCUUUAAAUUCUGCCUCUAAGUUAUCAAUAAUUUUCUUAUUUUGAUCCAAUUCCAUUUUUGUGAGACUUUUGUUUUAUAUUACAAAGCAUUUCGCGUUUUAGGAUAUUCCGUCAUUUCGCUAAGAUCCUAUUUUUAAUUUGGAAACACGUGUGUCAAAGUUUGGAUUUUGGUCACCAUUGUCCAAUUUGAGGUUUUGGACACUAGUGUCCGAUUUUGGCUUUAAAUCAUUAGUGUUUGAUUUUGGAUUUGGACACUAGUGUUCCAAAUUUGAUUUUAGACACAAGUGUGAUUUUGGAUUUUGGACAUUUGCGUUCGAUUUUGGAUUUUGAACACCAAUGUCCGUUAUUUCAUUUUGGACACUAGUAUCCGAAUUGGCUGUUGGACAAUAGUGUUAGAUUUUUAAUUCUGGACACUAUUGUCCGAUUUUGGUUUUUGUCCAGUAUAGAAGACAGAAACCGAAAAAAAUUUGAAACUUAUUAGGGGAGCAGUCAGACUGGAUGUGACCCUUCUUGUUAGAUAUUCCUGAAUACGUCACCUCUUUAACGUAACACUUGCCUCUACCACAACAGAUACCUGGACUUCCUACUGGCCUCUGGACAGUCACGUGAACAUGGUCAACCUAGGUGGGGACGAAUGGGGAACAUUUGAAGGUGCUGUGAGUACCACGCAAGGGGCCCGGCUAGGAGCUGUUCACACCGGUGGGGAGGGUGCGGUCAUAACACUGGGUGAAAUCAACGACAAAUGCUUCACUGAACCUUCGUCCUGUAAAAACAGCAACAGUUUUUCCGUAACCCUGUGGUUCAGACACAGGACAACCUACUUAAAUCAUAAUAAUACUGUACAACAAACAUUCCUGUCCAUUGGAGACAAUGAAAACAUAGUAUUUAAAAUAUUCCGGCUGGCCAAGCAGACAGAAGAACAUCUCGCUGUUGAAGUAGCUGUGUCGUCGAGAAAUUGUCGUUAUGUCUUCCCCGUUCCAAAGUUUUUAUGGUCUCAGUUCGCUUUCGUGUGGAACACCACGGAUUUGAAUAUUUACAGAGAUAAUGUUGAGGUGGAAAACUUUAUUGUCACAGAUUGUUUUGCAAAAACUGACUUUUCCCCUCAAAGGGCAGUAGUAAUCUUGCGAGGUGAUGCAACGUUUGACGAUUUGAGGAUUUGGAGCAGAACACUCGAAGCAAAAGAGAUCGAGGAAAUGUUCACAUGUGUAAGAGGUAUGCUAAAUUCCCUGGGUGGAGUGCUCGGGUAGGUUUAUAUUCGGUAGGUAUGAUUCAACCGGAUGUUCUAUAUUGGGCCAAUAUUAAUUAAAGAAUUUCCUCUAAAAAUGGUGGAAAAAUUGAAUCUUCGUUCUAGAUCAGGAAAUUAAAAAUAUCGACCCGUUGAACGGAGCAGAUCUAUAAUUAUUUUCAUGGGAUUUACCGUUCCUCCAAAGGGGUAAAGACGACUAAUUCUAACCCAGAACCUAAGCCGUCUUAGUUCAGUCGAAAAUUGCUGUUCCUUGCUUCGUGUAGAGUGCUUCUUACUGAUUUUCCACCUGAUAAAAACCUUAUAUAUACCUUACAAUCAACUUCUCUUUGGCUCAAUUGCUAAAUUGUACAUUACUGUAAGAGGGUCUCUGUGGGGUUAAACGUUAGCUAUAAAACGGCCAAGAUUAUUGGCCGUUAGGCGGGAAAAUUAACAAAUUUAUGCCGUUAGUCGUAAAAAAAUUAACUGUUAAGCUGUUAAACUCUUCCCAUCUUCGAUUUGUCGUUUAAACCGUCACCCAAAGACACCCAAUUAUAAAAAAGCAAUCCGCCGUUUUAAUCUGAGGAGUGAUUUUCUUGGUCUACUAAGAUUCCUCCUUUGUUUCAUCUAACUUUAUACACGUAUUAGCUUUCAUUCUUUGUCUUUAAAAUAGCUCCACCGUGGACGUGCAGUACAUCAGACUGGACUGAAAGCAUAAAAACACAUGGAUUGUCAAAUUGUUCAGAGCCCAACUUCCUGCUGAAUGGAUUAAUCAGAGGAGAGAACGGCGGCUUGGAAGAUUACAUUGAUCGACUGGAAGGUGCAAUGUGUUGCUCUGCGCCAUUGGAAUACAAAGACGACGACUUAAAAUGUCGUAAUUCUCUAUACAGCAACAGUUCUGGGUAACUAAUGACUAGUAACGCAAUAGUCUUCAGUGAGAAGUCAUACAUUAUGGAGACCUUACUCCAUUGAGACCCUACCAAUAGCGUAAUCAUAAUUAUAUCUGAUAGUGGAGUUAGUAACGUUAAUAAUACAUUGAAUACAGUUUUACAAAAACCCGAGAAAAUUAUGCUAUUUAACUUUGUAUAGCUCCCAGAAUGUCUUCUCUUUCCGCAUAGGAAUUUAUUUUUGGCACGUGUUGAUAGAGUUGUUUCUAUUGUUUUCGUUUUAAGUUUUUUUAUUUAUUACUUGAAGCUCUCUCUUACUCAAGCAAUAGACCGCACUUCCUGUCGGUUAACCGGCGUAAUAACCCAUGGCGGGACCAAUCAGAGCGCUUGUAGCAUUUCAUUUAUUUUAUAAAAAUUGAUAGACUGAUUCCGUCAAAGACGCUAAGGUUAUUUUUGACUCCAUUUGCUUCAAAAUUUAUCCAUAGCCUAUAAGCAUUUCUUUCUUUUACCCCUUCAGAAAUAAUUUACACUUCGACUGUUAUUAUGGCACCUUCCUCCGUGGAUUUUACCGCCAGGGAAGUUUACCAGCUACCUUCGAUGUCAUCACAAAAGGCCAAUGCUGCAAGCAUCGUAGCGCCCCAUCCACUUAUCGUCAGUGUUACUCUUUUCAAAUCAGUGACUUUAAUAGACCCGGCCUGACUAAGUGUGAAGAACAUUACUACAUGGCGGGUAUACGCGUGGGCGCCUGUAGACAGUUAUACUGCAUCAAUCUGAUUAGAUGCUGCAGAAUGAAAACAGGUAAGUACAGAUUCUUCAGUUUAUUGACUGACUGAUUGGUUUAUUAGUUGACUGAUUGGAUGUCUGAUCGGCUGACUGACUGACUGACUGACCGCUGACUGAUUCAUUUACUGCCUCAUUGCUUAACAAACCGACUCGCUCAUUUGCUGACACUGAUUGAAUGACUGACCGGUUGGACAUAUUGACUAAGGGAGGGGCGGGGGAGGGGUGGGUUGACAUAGGGACAAGGAAUCAAGGAAAAGACAACCAAAUUGACGAAAGUAUGGACGGACAGACAGACAGAUAGACGGAAGACGAACAGAUAGCCAGACAGACGUACAAAUAGACGAAGGGACAGACGGACAGACAGCCAGAAAGCCAGAAAGCCUGACAGACGUACAGCCACACAGCCACAGAAGACUGACAGCCAGACAGGCAUACAGCUAGCCUGAUGGCGUGAUAGCCUUACAGCUUGACAAAGAAGAAUAGAUAAAUGAAUAGAUAGACUGACAGACCGACGUACAAAGAUACGGAGGAACUUCAGUAACUCUGGCUCUUUUAAUUUCUUUCCCUUAGAUGAACGAGAUGAUCGAAAUCUUGAGAUUAGUCUGAAAGUAAAUUUGUUGGAUGAAACAUGGAAUGCCAAUCUAUUGAAUAGUUCGCACGACGAUUUUAAUGAACUGCAGGGAAAAAUAGAAAAUAAUGUAAGUUCUGAUCACAUUUUUUGUUAAAGUAAGGGCACUAUCUAUUUUUGGGCUUUGUAUCUGAACAGAGGUCAAAAUUUCACGUUUAAAACUUUUGUGCGUAAAGGUGAUCGGAUGAUACAAUUAUUUGAAACAUUUGAGGCAGAUGUAUCUUACAUCAACUUACUAAUACACUUAUUAUAUUUUUUUGCAUUUAGAUCAAGGAUAUUUAUAGCAAGGCUAAUAAAAAGCGUUAUUUAGAGGGAAUACCAACACCAACCUUUAAGUAAGUAUUUUAAAUUCAAAAGCGAUAACUGAAAGCUCUCUAAUAUUUCAUUGUAAAUCAGGUGAAAGAACAAAAAUUUGGUUUAUAUCAAGAUGGGUUGAUUUCCCACUUUUGACGAACAUACCUCUCUAUUUCCACAACCGGGCUCAGUCAAAAUGCUUCUUUUCUUAAUCUAGCCGAAGAUCAAAUUGUUUCUUCUCAGACUACUUUCCAUUGUUUUAUUUCAGGUCUGGCAGUCUCAUAGCAAGUUUCAGCAUGAUUUUUAAUGUUCCUCAGUACGAUUUAAUCUCUCCGCUCCUGGAAGUUAUCAACAAAACAACAGGACCGAAAGAAGUGAAUAAACUUGGAAAUAUGGCAAUACAGCUCUUAGAAGUUAAUCCACUCAACGGUGGGUUUAGAUUCAAGCAUGUUAUAGUUAAAUGGAAGAGUUUACUUUGUUCUUUCUACAUAAGAACCUAAUAGUCAAGAGACGACCACAUAGUUUGUACACGUUCAUCAUUCAUCGCGUAUCUACAGCAAAUUCGGUUUUGAGGUUAACCUUGGAAUAACAAACCGUUCGUUAGGCUUUGACAGUCGACCCUUUCCUCUCUCCUAUACUCAAGUACAUACUCCCCUCCUGUUCGACUGCGACUCCUAUUUUAUACAUUUAAAUCUCUGAUGACAUUUCUUCUUCGCAGUUUACGGCAAAUCUUUAAAAGUGACUGUCACCUUGGCUAACAGCUCAACCUUUCAACUACAGUGGCAAUUUGCUGAGGACGAUCCGAAGUAUGGGACAUUUCAAGGGUAUCAAGUCUUGUACCGAAAAAUCAGUGAAAUUACUGAUGAAUUCUUACUGAGUAAUGACAUUAAGGAGAACAUUACUCAAGCUCGGUUCUCUGUCAAAGAAGAAUGCGAGUUAUUUGAAUUCAAGGUCCGUGCCUAUUCUUUGGAGGGAUAUGGAAAACUAAGUGAAGCAGUCAACGCGUCGACUCCUUGUAAAGGUAAACGCAAUUUUCUGUCGUACUUAGGGCGUUUUUGUAAUAGCUUUGUUAUCACAAAGCCAAAAGAAUAUCAUCGGUCAAUCAUAACCGAACAAUUUUCGAGUAAGACCCUGCAGCCAUGAGUGGAAUAUUUUCCUUACGCGUUGUACGAAGAGGAAACUAACAAGUCAAAAUCUUUGCCUUUUCCAGCCGUUCAAAAUAUUACUGCGACCGCGAUUACAUAUUCAACUAUCCGUCUUGAUUGGAGCCCCGUCAAGGGAGGUCUUUUUACCUAUUAUAACGUGACGUAUUCGAUUACUGAGGCGAGUCUUACGUGGCACGAGGUGGUUGAGCGGAGUUACUCUUGGGUAGAUCUUGUAAAUCUUCGUGGAAUGACAAAUUACAGCAUGAAAGUUGGUUUGAUGUUAGAAGAUGGUUUCACUCUCUGGAGUGAGGCUGUAACGAGUGAAACUCCUGAAGGAGGUAAGGAACGAGUCAAUCGGUUACCCGCAAAUACUCUUGGAAGGAGAGGGGGUUGGCGACCGGUAUCUCCCCUUGCUUCGAUUGCCGGAACCUGCAUCACAUUAUCAUCAUUAUUAUCAGCAGUUUUACUAUUUUUUGUUGUUGUUUUUAUUCACACCAAUUUUUUUGAAAAAUACAAAAAUCUGCAAGGAAAAGCUUUGUUAUUCGACGAAAAAAGUCAAAGGUACAAGAGCUCAGAGACUACGACCUGCUGGCCCAUCAAAAAUAAGGAAUCGCAAUAUAUAUGAGAUUAUAAUCAGUUUAUGAACUCAUAGACUAUGACCUGCUAGCCAAUCAAAACUAAGGAAUCGCAAUGAACAGUGAAUACUCCACGAUAUGAUGCAGUAGAGUCAAGGGCGGUUUUUAAGGCAGAGGAUAGGACAAAAAUAUUCCAAAAACCCUCACUUUCUUACCUCGUCAUUUUGUGUUUUCUUUCACCAGCUCCGAGCGCUCCACCUGAAAAUGUGAUGUCCUACAACCUCAGUGCAACUUCUAUUUACGUCACGUGGUCUCCGGUUCAAGAAGAGUUCUUGAAUGGAAUCCUUCGUACUUACCAAGUGUUCUAUCGAAAUUCGUCAGAUACAAUAUCGUCCCCGAUGGAAAUAUUCUUAACAGUUUCAUCGCCAUCAGUAAACAUUUCAGAUUUAGAUAAAUUCACGGUGUAUUCUGUGUGGGUGAAGGCGGUUACCACAGCAGCCGGUCCCAGCUCUAUCGUUGUCAACGUUACCACUGGCGAGGACGGUAAGAUUUUCUUCUUUCAUUUGCACGCUUGAAACUUCCACCUUAAUUUGAGUUGUAAAGUAGCUAUAGUUGGGAAGCUUGAAAUAUUUAUGGUAGAUUUCUUGGUUGAGUCGUGUGUAAUCCGUCUAAAUUUUCCGCCGCGCUGACGAUCUUCUUUCUUUAUGUUUUUGUCUUCCCAAUUAUUUUUUUCUACCUUACCAAAGUAAACGUGUGACUUUUUAGUUGCUGAAAGUAAUCCUGCUCUUCGCUUACUUUAUUCUUCCUUCAAUUUCAUUUAGUUCCCAGCUUACCUCCCUCCAUUUUAUCCGCGUUCCACCUGAGCUCCACUGUUAUCCGUGUUGUUUGGGAUCCUAUACCUACCGAACAUAUCAACGGCUUGUUGUUGGGUUAUCACGUGACUGCUCAAAAAGUUGGCAGAGUAAAGAGAAGUGUUACCAUCGAGACAUUGAAUGCAACAUCCACGUCAGUUGACUUAACAGGACUUAGCAAAUUUUCUGAGUACAAAAUAUUGAUCAGCGGAUUCACUAGUAAGGGUGACGGGAUUGAAGCAGAGAUCACAAGCUGGACUGACGAAGACAGUAAGUGCUCAUGGGUCCGUUAUUGACUUUCUACUUAUAUACUUCGUGAACACGACAUAAUUUAAUUUUUUCGUAAGAAGCAGAAAUCCAGAUGGCAUUGAGGACUUACCAGUUGUCUAAUAAUAAUUUUUCUUAGCCUACUUGGUGAUCGAUUGAGGGAGAAUGACUUAUAAAGUGACCCAUCGACUUGUUAGCUGAUUGUUUAUCUGACCAAUUGAAUGUCUAAGUAACUGGAGAGACUUAAACUACCCCCUUUUAGUCACUGAUUGACUGGCUAGUUUACUGUCUGAGAUUUUGGACACUACAUAAUGUUUUCUCUUUUUCUGGUAAUCAGCUCCAGACAGCCCACCAACAAAUCUUUCUGUACGGAACAACGGAAGCUUGACUUUGGAUGUCUACUGGAAUCCAGUUACCCAAGAGGACCGCAAUGGAAUAAUUCUUGGCUACAGUGUUUUGUUAUUCGACGCCUUGGGCGUAUUUUUAAGAAACGCGACGGUUAUGAAUUCCACCCAGUUAUAUUACCAGUUCGAGGACCUUGAGGCAUGGACCAACUACUCAGUGAAAGUGAACGCGUUCACAUCUAAGGGGGCUGGGCCAGUUAGCUCCAGCAUUUUUGUACAGACAGGCGAGGACGGUAUGUUGCAGUACCACCAUAUUAUCAACCAAUAUUACGUCAGACGAGGCCAGUCAAUAUUUUUGACCAAUCAUAACACAAUGAACCGUGAAUUUAUUGUCAGGGUGCACUGCAUGACUCCGAUGACGAGUUCCACUUGACCGUUUAUGUAAACGUGAAUAUUUCUUUUUUUCAGUUCCUCUCGUCGCUCCAACUAACAUAACUGGGCAUAACACAAGCUCUACGUCUAUCUUCGUUGCCUGGCAACCAGUUUCCCCAGAAACAAAGAACCUCCGGGGCAUUCACCGUGGAUACAGAAUCUACUAUAUGCCACGUAAAACUUCCCGUCCGUCAGUGUUGAGUAACACAGCUGUCGAUGUCCAUACCUCGGAAGCGGAACUAGUAAAUCUCUACAAAUAUACCCUAUACGACAUAUAUUUGACAGUGCGAACGAGAUGGGACGGACCAAAAAGUGAAACAGUCACUAUUUCUACCGAUGAAGGAAGUAAGCUGUAUGGUUUUUACAUUUUUAUUUUUACAGCCUAAAUUAUGAUGGCCUAGGGCUUAACUAGCCAAAUUGUAAGGCCCCGACCCAGCUCUCCCUGUUUCGUAUUUAAACAAGGCACUCGCCUCCGUCCUCCUUUUGAGAAAACGAGACUAAAACAUGUUUAUUAACAAUUUCCACGUCUUACAUAUCAAUGGGGAAACAUUUUCAAUUUUACUGAAAACGGUAUAGUUUCUACCCCGAAUUAAAAAAAAACCUUCUCAAAGGUUCUCAGUUUACCAUAACCAUAUAAGCAACAUCUGUGCAGUUGCCUUUGUACUCAUCGUUUUUACUGUUUCUGCUUUAAUUUAUCCUUUUUAAUCCUAAUCAAUUCUAGUUCCAGACAGCCCCCCCACAAAUGUCUCUGCACACAGUAACAUGAGCACAGUUGUGGACGUUUUCUGGAACCCAGUAAUUCAAGAGGAUCAGAAUGGCAUCAUUCUUGGCUACCAGGUCAUCUUGUUCAAUACUUGGGAUGAAUUCUUACAAAAUGUAACUAUCAUGAAUUCCAACCAGUUAUAUUACCAGUUCAAGGACCUAGAACCGUGGGUCAACCGCUCGGUCAAAGUGAGCGCGUUCACAUCAAAGGGGACUGGGCCAUAUAGUCCCGGGGUUAUCACAACGUUUAACGAAGAUGGUAGGUUACUUUUCGAUUCCACUUCUUGUCACUACUUCUAACAGCAUCCGCCAAUAAUCUUCGGGCAAACAACCAUCAUUCACUUAGCCUCACCCUCGUGUUGCAUUACUAGACCUUAAACUACUGUCUAAUUUUCUCCUAUCCAGUCCCCCUCGUUGCUCCUGCAAAUGUUACUGGACACAACACAAGUUCUACCUCUAUCCUCGUCACUUGGACACCAAUAUCUCCCAAGGACAAAAACAUUCGAGGCAUUCACCGAGGCUACAGUAUCUACUAUGUACCACGUAACACUUCACGAUCGUCAUUGGCAAAGAGUGCUGCGGUCGAUGUUAAUGCCACGCAUGUAUAUCUGUCAAAUCUCUACAAGUAUACUUGGUACGACAUAUAUGCGACAGUGCGAACGCGAUGGGACGGACCAGAGAGUGAGACAAUCACUGUUUCUACUGAUGAAGGGGGUAAGUUGUGUCCUGCAUUAUUUGUUAAUCAUCCUACGGUCUGUUCCAAUGGGUGAAGGAGACGAAGAGGCCCAAGAUCCCUUUAUCACUCCAUCAGUUCCACGUCGAACCUCUUAGGAUAAAAUUUUUUUCUUCUUCGUCUUAUCUCGCAACGGAAAAGAAUUUGAACGGGCUAAACUAAGAUUUUAUUCUUGUGAACGGAUCACCCUUAACCCUUUGAGUCCCACUAGUGACCUAAACAGAAUUUCUCCUUACACUAUCAGUACGAUAUCAAGCUGACAAGUAAUGAGAAUAAAGAGAAACAUCAAAUAGGGGAUUAUUGGUUGAUAUAGUGUUAUGGUUGACAAUCGCUUCAUAAAAUGAAGACGACGAAUAUCACCAGGUUUUUGGAUAAGCUAACAGGGCUUUCAAUAGUUUUUUAUUGCAUUUUCUUCAUUUUUUUCAGUACCAGACCUCCCUCCGGCAGACGUAACGGCCAAGCUACUGGACAAGACGGAAAUCAGAGUACGCUGGGGUCUAGUCCCUUUGGGUUAUCGUUGUGGUAUAAUAACAGGAUAUAGGAUCUCUUACAACUCCAGUAACUCAAAUACCAGUUUUAUUGACGUCCUAAGUGACGCUUCAGACGUCAUUUUAACGUCACUUACAAAAUUUACCUUCUAUUACGUGUACGUUCAAGCUCACACCAUAAAAGGAAAUGGCCCGGCUCAUUAUCUGAAGGUUGCCACUUACAUGGGAGGUAGGGAAAUGACGUCACUUAAUAAGGCUUUCUUGAAAGUCGAAAUGAAUGAAAACUUCAUACAGCUUGUCCUUUAAGCAUGGUAUAGAAAAGCAAAAAAGCAGUCAUAUGGGAAUGUUGAUCUAUUAUCUUCCUGUCUCCCUUAUUUAAUGAGUUUCUCAAAAUCAAAACCAAAGUUAUUUCAACAACCAGUCAGAAGUAAAGAAAGUAACUCACGCGGCUGAUGAAGCCUGACAGUAGGCUCGUGCUAAUCGCAUCAAGCGAGAGAAAACGAUGGUGAAGUUGACUUAUAAGUUACGAUUGGUGAUUGGUUCAAAGGAUAGGGUUAGUUUUAUUUUAGACUAAUCGCAAAGCUUAUCUCAACCGGUUGAAAAUUUGCUCGAUUUCCAAUGCAUCAUUAUGAGCAAAUAUCACAGCAAGAAUUGACAAAGUCGAAACAAAAAUCUUCUAUUUUCGCACUCGGUAGGUUAGGAUAUUUUGGAGAUAAUUUUCGUCUUUUUCAUAUUGUUUUCAAGUUCCUAAUCUGGGCCCACCAGGACUUACAGCAGACAAUUGGAACACAACUCACUCAGUCACAAUCAGAUGGCAGCCAUUUCCUCUAUCAGAUGACUACGGAGAUCUUGCUGGGUUUCGAGUUCGGUAUCAAUUGGCGAAACUCGGAGACGUAUCUGUCUCACAAAGUUCUCGGAAGGAGCUGGUAACUGGUCCGGGAACCAAUCAGGUUUUACUGGAAAAUCUGGAACUGUAUGGGACUUACAGUGUUUGGGUGUCUGCUUUUACUCUCGAUGGUCACGGACCCGCAAGUUUUACUUAUGCAGGUUAGAUCUUGAAAAAAUCUUGCGUGAAAAUUUGUUAGCUUUUUUUCUCCCUUUUAACCCUAAGCCGCGUUCGUUACUAUCCCAAGGGGAGUCGUAAUGCCUUCAGCUGUAGGGAUCUCACAAACAAUUAAACGCCAAAAGCCUAAUGAGCAUCCUUUUACUCGAAUUCUUAUGGAUACAUGUGAAAGAACUAAUGGUUCUUGCCGAGUAUCCAUUCAUUUAGUGUUGCUCAGAUGUUAUGAGUUGCAUUUUCAAAGCACACUCUUUGAUCCUUGUUUUAAUCGUUAUAUAAAUGAUUUUAUUAAUCGCUUAUUCCGGUGAACACUUUCGAGAAGCCAUCGGCGGGACUCAGAGUUUCAUAAAAAACUUGCAACACAAUUUAAUUUCUUUCUUUCUUAUGCCCAUAGAAACAUGUCGCUGCAAUAAGCACCUCACAACAAACUGGCGCCAACUGCCACCCUACGUCAGUGAAAAAAAUGCGGACCUACCCCUUCCUGAUGGAAUUCUGGCUUCUGUCCUAAGUAAGAUGGCAGUUACGUGUUGUCAAACCUGCCAAAGUCACGGUGAGUCAUUCCUAGAAUUCAGUCUUGAUGGCGACAAGAGGAACGCUGAGAAACCCAGUGAUGCAGCUUUGAAGGAAGCGAUUUCAGAAAAAACUGAGUUUCAUUUUCCUAUCCCGGGAUCCAUGGAUCAAGAGAAGUUCGGCGCGGAGCAUGGGUACUGGCCGUUGGUCCAGACACCGGGCGUUGCUUAUAUCGUAAACACUGGUGACAGUUAUACGCCAUCAGAUGCACUAAAUGAUACUUUACUUGACUGCUGGGCUGCUUUGCUUGUGGUUUUUGUGACUUCUCUGCUGGCAGGACUUAUAAUAUGGAUUUUGGUGAGUUGUUUUUACAUUUUUUAGGGGACGAGUUCUACUUGCUUGUAUUGCGCGAGAGCCUGGCUCAAAAUAUGUUGAUGAUAGUCAAUGCAUUAAGACUCCAUCACACCGAGUUUAAGUGGGGGAGUGGGGAGGGGGAGAGGGAAGGGGAAAGGGGAUGUUCUUUCAGCCCCUGUCUCCACUCAUUGUAUUGGGUCAAUAAUAGAACUGUGGCUCAGUCAGAGAUUUGGCUGGUUACGUAAAGGGUUAUGGGUAGGCUGGUCAUACUUGUUUCCAAUGUUUUGUAUUGCUUUCGCUUGCGCGCUUCGUUCGCAGACACUCCACAACAAUGUACGUAUACCAUUGUUACUGCUCGUAACCUCACAGGCAAACUAGAUUGAAACAAUUCUAUCCGGAAAAAGAUUGUUAGCAGUGGUAAGAUUGAUCAGUUUAAGUUUGGCAUCAACCUAAAUGAGCCAGUAUUUGCAAAAUAAUUUGGGGACAGGAAAUUUAACGCCUAACAUGUUCUUUACAGGAAAGCGUGGAAAAUCGAGAACAGUUUCCACGAUCUAUAACGCGUGGGCCUGGUGAGGGCUUUUGGUGGGCAUUUGUUACCAUGACAACAGUUGGGUUAGUACUUUCUUAUGGUCAAUUGCACAAUUUUGAUAAACAUUUGCUUUUUCUUAAAUAUUUGUGUGAUAGGUUCGAUCAGAUUCGCUUGUAGAUUUGUCUAUGAACGGGUGCAAAAUAACUUCCAAGCUCAUGCAUGGAGUACGAGCACGUGGUCUGGCUAAUAUUCAAUAACCAAACAGCCAAUAGGCUUCGCAGAUUUUUAGUAUUUCAUGGUAAUUUAAAUUAUUUCUUCGCAGCUAUGGCGAUAAGUACGCGGUCUCUCCUGUAGCCAGAAUAUUUACCGUUCUUUGGAUGUUAGUUGGCCUGGUUACUCAGAGUCUCUUCGUUGCCACAGUAACAACGUCGCUGGUUUCCAAGUCUCUAGAUACUGACUAUAAACUCUACGGAAACAAGGUAGCAGAGCACUGAAAUUAAAAUAAUUGUCUUCUAUGAGGGCCACUGACAGUUUUUCUCUGAGAUAUACAAAGAUACCAGAGUUGCAUGUGGUGCAAUUUUCACCUGAAUGCCAAAAGUAAUCGAUCCGAGAUUGUUCUAGCUUCCAUUUCCUCAGUCUGUGAUUGGUCCAGAAAACCCCGCCAAUCCCUCAACCAAUUAGAUGCAAAACUUGACUCAAUUGUGCCUUAUUUUCCUUUCUUCUUUUUUCUGAUUAGCCGUCGCGAUAACUUUGUAACUUUUUGUGCGGCACUCAAUGCAAGAGCACUAAUUUUAGCAAUAAAAUUUCCGGGUCAUACCUUAAAUCCUUGUUAUCUUACUUUCGAACUUGCUAAUUUCUUUUGUCUCUAAAGGUUGCUGCAAUUCAAGACUCCUUUGAAUAUCGCUUUGGGUUGAGACGGAACGCUCAGGUUAAUUCUGGUAAGUACAACAAUCCAGAACGAAAAGGAGGCAAACACGAGGACGAAGAUGUAUUUGUUAGAAAUGGUUAGUGCGUGCUCUGUACAUCGGCUCGAUUGGUCUGGUUUCGAGUGUCGGCCAUGGAUAUCAUGUCAUGUUCUUGGGGUAUAACACUUCACUCUCUCAGAGCCCUUUCCACCCAAGAUUGAAUCCAGGUUUUUUAAGGGUUACCGGGAAACUGUCAGGGAAGACCGAUGUAAAGCUAAAGGGGGGGGGGACAACCUGUGAUAAAAAAAGAACAUCCUUCUUAGAAAGGGGGGUAAUGCUCUUCAUCGCUUUUCUCCCACAGUGCCCCUCUCCACUCAAGAUCCAACCCAUGAGUAUGAAGGAUACGAGAAAUUUGUUGUGGAAACUGAAAGAACUAUCGUGGGGGCAACCCGUGAUACAAAUUUUCCCGUUGGGAUGAGAGUACAAAUCCUCUCAGUCUCAGAUAACCAGUUUACUUUUCUUUCUCAUCUAGAUAACCAGUACACGACUUAUGAAGAGAUUGUCGAGGCGUUGUUAGACGGUGAAGUGACAGGAGCCUUAAUUGAUGCAUACGUUCUUGGUAGCAGAAAGGAUUUGUUUGAAAAUCCCUCUCUUCGAGUCAUUAAAGUCUUUGACUAUUCCUCAGCGUACGGACUGGUGCUUAGCGGUGAAGCUAAAAAGCUCAGAACGUGCUUUGGAAAAUUUGCACAAAGCCACAAGAAAGAAAUUUUUGAAACUAUAGAGAGUCACGUCGAGUCUGUGGAGGUUAGAAGCCUACAUUACCCACAUAUGAUAUGUGGAUAAUCUUUUGUUGGCCUUCUGAAGGCUUUCAGCGAGUACAGAUGAGCGCCGGUAAAAGCGAGCGAGUAGUCUCUCGCUCGGCUUAAAACCCGAUUACCAGGAGCAGGUUAAUUUUCCGUGUUUUUGAAGAAGUCAAAUGCGGAGCGAUUUAAAAUGGACGAUUAAGCGCCAACUAGCAGUAGACCGACUGGUAUUAAUUACUUAUGGGGGGGGGUGAAUGUUCUCAUGAUUCCUCCCUCAUUGGUAGUUAGUUGGCAAUCAAAAUAGCCUCCACUUUACACUCUGUUCGCGACGACUGAUUCCCUCCCUGUUUUCCCUGAAAACCGUGUCAAAAAUCACUCACACACCCCCCCCUUCGUUCCCCUUAAAAACCAUGUCAAAAAUCGCUCACCACCACCCCUGUUCCCCCUGAAAACCACCUCAAAAAUCACCCACACCCCCCCCUCCGUUCCCCUUGAGAACCAAGUCAAAAAUCACCCACCCCCUCCCGGCGACAAAUAAUGAAUGGUAUCCAAAGGUUAUGUAUUUAAUAAUAGCCUCUUAGCAACCUUCUCAUAUCUUACUUGUGUUUGUGGCAUUAUUGAUCAUUUUGAUUGAAAGUUAUCAAUUGCUUUCUCCAGGAAUCCUCGAUACCACUUGCAGUGGAAAGAACUACUGGGUUGUUUGAUAUCGAGGGUUCAAUGUUCCAAGCAGCUCUUAUUUUAUCGUCUGCUUUGUUGCUGGUGUUUGUUAUAGCAGGACUUUUGUGGGAGUUGGUAAAGAGAUUGAAAAUUCGACGAAUGGUUGCAACUGAUGGUGAGUAAAACGAAAAAAGAAGGGCUUUCUCAUUCUGAUUUUCGAAAUGAAAUUGUUUUGGCUUUCAAAACUUAAAUUGGCCACCGUAAAGAGUAAAAAAGCUGACGUUUCGACCGUUAGCCCUUCGUCAGAGCGAUUGGAAAAAUUGCUCCAAAUAUUUGGCCAAUAAAAUACAAUUUUGGUGCCAGUCGUGACUAGUUCACGUGAUUUCUUUCGUAGGUCAUAUGGAGUUGGUCAAGUGAUUGUUUUGAUUGGUUCAUAGGAUUGAUAUUGUUAUACACCGGGUCAAAACAAAGCACGUAUGACAAACUUUAUUAAGCCAAUUGUAAAGAAGCUUAUAUAUUAACUGAUACUGUAGCCAGUCAGACUCACAAUUGAAGCUAUUAAACAUUCCAUGCUCAGAAUAAAUUUUUUGGAAAAUUUAUUCAGCUCACCAUUGAUCAUAUCAUUGUUUUAUCCAUUUAGGAGAUCGUUUGAAGCUAUUGACACAGAAUACAAAAAGCGAAAUGGGUGGCACUGUGAAAGAUUUUAUAACGGGAAUAGAAGCUUUAACAGAAGAACUGAAAUCUAAACACUCGAAACAGAGAAGAAAUCUUGUAAAGACACUGAAGUCAAAGCAACAGAAGGGCGUAUCUUAUAAUCUUAACGGGCGUUUUACAGAAGAAUCUACGAGUUAACUAAAAAUAAGUUGUGGCAGAAAUAGAGCGCGUCAUUCUCUUUGAAGUCAUGCAGCCCUG